AUGACAGAAAGAGCAGAUCAUAUUUUCGAUGUAAUAAUUAUCGGCGGUGGUUUAUCAGGACUGUCAGCGGCUAAUUAUUUGACAACGAAUAAUUACAAUAAUUAUCUUGUGCUGGAAGCCAGAGAUCGUGUUGGCGGUCGAACUUGUACCAUUAACGUUAAUGGUCAUUAUGUCGAUGUGGGCGGUGCUUAUGUAGGUCCAACUCAAAAUCGCAUUUUACGUUUAGCAAGAGAAUUUAAUAUAAAAACAAAAAAAGUUUAUUGUGAUGGUAAAAAUAUUUUAACAUUUUCAAAUAAUAAACGAUAUGAAUAUUCUGGUACAGUGCCGAACAAUCUUUCACCAUUUACUUUACUGGAUGUCAAUUAUUUACUAUGUCAAACACAGAAACUAAGUGAAACUAUUACAUCGACCGAACCAUGGUCAAAUACACAAAUGCACAAAUAUGAUCAUAUGUCAGUUCAAGAAUGGAUAAAUAGUUUAUCAGAAACGGAACAAGGUAAAGAAAUGUAUGCAUCAGUCAUUCGUGGGAUAGUCUGUGUUGAACCGAAUGAAUUAUCGAUGCUAGCAUGGUUGAACUAUGUAAACUCGGGUCAAGGUGUAAUGAGAUUAUGUCAGGCAGAAAAUGGAGCACAAGAGAGGAAAUUCAUUAAUGGUUCUCAACAAAUAUCAAAUAAAUUACGUGAGAAGUUAGGUGAAAAUAAAAUAAAAUUAGAUUGUCCAAUUGAAAAAAUUCAAUGGGAUAAAUCAGAUAAAUUGAUAAUAAUCGAAUGUAAGAAUAAAAUGAUAUUUCAAUGUAAACAUGUUCUGCUUGCUAUCGCACCGUCGUUGUAUAAAACAAUAGAUUUUCAACCUCCACUACCAGAAAAAAAGCAAUUAGCAACAAAUCAAAUGUAUAUGGGCUCUAUAAUCAAAACGAUAACAUUCUAUUCCAAACCAUUUUGGAAAGAAAAUGGUUAUUCUGGUAUUUUACUUGAUACAUCGACUAAACAACCAGUUGUUUAUUCGUAUGAUGAUUCAUUUGAGAAUAAUAUACACGCUAUUAUGGGUUUUGUAGUAGCCAAAUCUGGUCGAUUCUAUCAAAAACAAACAAAAGAUGAGCGAAAAUUAGCGAUAUGUGAGCAAUAUUCAAAUGCAUUCAAUUCGAAAGAAGCGCUGAAACCCAUUAACUAUAUUGAACAAGAUUGGAAUGAAGAAAUUUAUUCAGGAGGAUGCUAUACGGACAUAAUGCCAGUAGAUUUAUUAACAACAAUUAAGCAAGAACUAAGAACCCCGGUAGCUAAACAAGUAUACUUUGCUGGUACAGAAUUAGCGACACAAUGGUCUGGUUAUAUGGAUGGAGCUGUACAAAGUGGAGAAAAGGCAGCAUUCGAUAUUAUUAAAGAUUGUUUAAAUCCAAAUACACUACUACUAUGGAAUGACACUGAACAACUGCAUGAGAAUGAAGAAUGUCGAUCAUUACCAACAAUUGGUCCAUCAACAAUAGAACGACAUCUUCCAAAACCAUCAACGGUUAAAUACAUAAUGAAGGCUGUUUUCGUUACUAUCGCAGUCGCAAUCGCCUAUCGCGUAUUUUAA
Messenger RNA from Didymodactylos carnosus, 1575 nucleotides. Lineage: Eukaryota; Metazoa; Rotifera; Eurotatoria; Philodinida; Philodinidae. The record is from the annotation of a GenBank genome assembly.